GUCGGUGUGUGUGUGAGUGUGUGAGUCUGCGCAGCAACAAUGUGUUCCGUGGAGCCUCUGAGAGAGUUUAUCAGAGAGAGACUAACUGCUGCUGCGGAGGAAAUCUGCUCCCAGCUGGAAAGAACCAUCGUCCGCUUCGAGGAGGAGAUGGACCGUCAGCGCAGACUGCUGGACCUCACCUGGAGGCCCCGGCUCAGCUUACAGCCAGCAGAUCUCCCACAGCAGUGAUUGUGGAAGGAGGCGGUUCUGCCCUUCAUCGCAGAGGAACCAGAACCUGUGAGGAUGGAGGAGGAGCAGGAGGUACUAGAACCCUGGAGGAUAAAGGAGGAACCAGAAUCUCUUCAGUUAAAAGAAGAACACGCUGAGCUGAGCGUCAGUCAGGGAGGAGAACAGCAGACCGGGGCCUUCAUGGAGAACUCUGGUUGUAAGGAAGAAGAAGGCUGGGAACCAGAACCAGAACCAGAACCAGAACCAGAGAGGGUCCAGCUCUCCCGUCAGAACCCUGCAGAAGACUUCCAGCAACGUUUCCUGGGUAAUAAGAAGGGAGUCGUCGUCGAGCAGCUGCUCUCCAACCAGGAGAGUCUCUCUGGGACGGACGAGCCAGAACCAGAACCAGAACCCCCGCACGAGGAACUGGAGUCUGUGCAGAUUAAAGAGGAGCCGGAGGACGACUACACGAUUCAGGACGAGGAGCAGCUGCACCUGAAACAGGAGGCCGACGCCUUCAUGGUGAGUCCCGCCUAUGAGGAGAGAGACGACAGUAACCCAGAACCCGACGGGGAACCCGACGGGGAACCCGACGAGGAACCGGCCCCGUCUGAAACCUGCCUGGAAGCCGACGACGAAGACCAGGAGGGAAGCAGUCUGGAUGAGUCGAGCCGCGAUGAAGAGCAGGAACAAGCGGGCAGAUGUUGGAGGAGCAGCAAGUCCAGGAAGGAGGACAAAGCUCAGCUGAAGCCGGGUGUGUUUUCCUGUAAGAUGUGCAGCAAAGCUUUCACCCAGAAGGCCAGCCUCACCAAACACCUGCGGCUCCAUGUGGGCGGGAACCCCUUCACCUGCCUGAGCUGCGGCCGCAGCUUCCGCAAACACUUCAGCCUGAUCGUCCACAUGAGGAUCCACACCGGAGAGAAACCCUUCCCCUGCCAGAUCUGCGGCAAGAGCUUCUGCCAGAGAGGCAAUCUGAACGUGCACAUGCGGACGCACACCGGGGAGAAGCCCUUCCCCUGUCUGACCUGCGGCAAACAUUUCCAGAGGAAGAGCAACCUGACGGCGCACAUGAGGAUCCACAGGAGGAACGCGGCGCUGCCCGGCUGCGGCGGGGCCAAGGAGCCGAUGUAGAGCGCCGCUUCCUGCAAGCGGUGGGAGGAGCUAACGAAGACACGAUGGAGCGUGGCAGACAUCAGCGCCUUCAGCUUUGCUCUGGUUUCUGCAGGAGAUGGAAGACAGAGAAGUGACGAGGCUCUGAGUGAGGCUGUCUCUGAGGUGGUAAUGAGUCUGGAGAUGAAGUCCAUGUCCAGCAGGGAUCAGUCAGAGCACCUGUGCCCAGGUGACGGCGUUCCUGUUGAAUACCCAGAGUUCCUGCAGACAGAGGAAGGGUUGAAGGUAUUGCUGAUGCUCUUCCCUUGCAGAUUCCCUGUUUUACUAACAUGUCAGUGAAUUCCUGUCAGUCUGCUGUUCUGGAGCCUCAGCAACAGCUUUCUGUAUAUAAUAUAUAAAAAUGACCUAAAUAUGUCCUCCUGCUAACCCGGAUCUGAGCGCGUCUCGGUUCUGUGAACCAACUGGACCUUCUGGACCAUCGGAGGUUUCGCUCUGGAGAAAAAACAUUUAAAACCAGGACGACGCAAACCGGGAGGAAACACGUGUUUUAUUUAGUUUUAGUAGUUUUUUACAUCUGUUUUCAGCCCUGUGGUUUAAUGUGAUGGUGCCACCGGACCUGCCAGAACUUUAACACUUUUACUCCUCAGCCAGAACUUCCACACUGCAAAACGGAUCUAAAAGUUAGUAAAAUGUUCUUAAAGUUAGUGUAUUUAUCCUUGAUUUAAGCAGAUAAAUAAGAUUAUCUGUCAGUGGGACGAGUAUUUUACCCUAAAAUCAGAUAAUUAGACAUCCUGCACUUGAGAUAAGAUGAUGGAGAUGAUUUGUUCUUAUUUUAGGUGUAAAAAUCUUAUUCCAUUGGAAAAUCAUCUUAUUUAUCCGCUCAAAUCAAGGACAAAUAUGUUCAUUUUAGGAACGUUUCACUUAUUUCUAGUGCAGGUCCAGAAAUUCCUCCUGGAUCCGGGCUUGUUGGUCCAGGUUCUGAGGCGGGACCCAACCUGAGGACGGAGCCGCUGUUGGACUCUUUUAGUUCUAGUUGAUCCGAAUCGUUCCUCUCUGCAGACCCAUCAGGUUUGAUUCCUUUAAACUUUUCUCAUAGUUGCUCUUUAGGUUCUUCUGGUUCUCAGGAUGAGCAGAACUUGUUCCACUGUUUGAAAGGCGCCGUAAAACUUUAACCUGUAGUUGUGAACUGUUUGUUUGACUCUUAUUAUUAUUUAGUCUUUUAAUAAAAUGUAAUUAAGCCUGUCUCCUAA
Molecule: messenger RNA, 2567 nt
Organism: Fundulus heteroclitus (mummichog)
Lineage: Eukaryota; Metazoa; Chordata; Actinopteri; Cyprinodontiformes; Fundulidae
Product: zinc finger protein 12
Exons: 4
Coding region: 283-1338 (351 amino acids)
Biological process (GO): regulation of transcription by RNA polymerase II
Molecular function (GO): RNA polymerase II cis-regulatory region sequence-specific DNA binding; DNA-binding transcription factor activity
Source: RefSeq, a predicted model, not a curated record